Aphanomyces invadans is the source of this 111-nucleotide messenger RNA. RefSeq lists its product as hypothetical. The transcript has a single exon. The record is from RefSeq and is a predicted model, not a curated record. Bases 1 to 111 code for a protein of 36 amino acids. Lineage: Eukaryota; Oomycota; Saprolegniomycetes; Saprolegniales; Verrucalvaceae.
AUGAAUCCAAGCAAGAAUGGUUCGAUGGAAAAAUUGGGACGUGGCAUUUCACUGAGGUCGUCCCCGCACAGAGACGUAGUUGUCGACGCGACGCAGGAACCCCCGUCAUGA